AUGCCACUGGCUUCCCAUCAGUGGGCAGGUCUUUCUUUUGUCAGCAUGCUGGUUAAACAACUCAACUGGUGUGUUGUGUGUCCAGUCUCAAACUUGGCCUUGCUUCUACUUUUGCUGCUGAAGCUGCGUCCAAGCUCUGACUCCAAGAAGGCUGAAGAACAGCAUCCUUCAAGGGUGCUUGCCAGGACAGACGUGGACAAUGUAACUGAGCAAUUUCGACAACUGAGGAUUACUCAGGCGCACAGGCGCAAGGUCUUCCAGUACCAUACACAUCAUGGAUAUCAAGCCGGCCAGUUGGUGCAUGCAUGUGAGAACUGGCAAUGGUCAAGCUCGGUGUACUGGUAG
Ostreobium quekettii is the source of this 345-nucleotide messenger RNA. The record is from the annotation of a GenBank genome assembly. NCBI's taxonomy places the organism in Eukaryota, Viridiplantae, Chlorophyta, Ulvophyceae, Bryopsidales, Ostreobiaceae.